CCUGAUAAGCGGGGCCUUAAAAAGCGGCCGCUUUCGACGCGCUGCCAACAGUCACCUCGGAGGGUUCUGACAGAGCAGCAUUAGACCUUAAAAUGAGAGCAACGGUGUUCCUUAUAAUUGCCUACUGCGUGUAUGCCGAAGCACAAAUUGGGCCAUGUAUUGUUGACACAGGGGAUUGUCCCAGCGAGAACGUCGAGUUUUGGCUCUACUCUAAUGAAACACGGGAUUCGCCAGUGCUGCUAGACCCGCUGGAUUUGAAUCCGAGCGACUUCGAGCCACCGCGCCCGAUCGAAAUUCUAAUACAUGGCUACACUGGCCACAGGGACUUCGCCCCCAACUCCAACGUACGUCCUGCCCUGCUCGAUCACGAGAAUGUCUACGUUAUUUCCGUUGACUACGGCCCUUUGGUGCGAGAACCCUGCUACCCACAAGCCGUGGAGAAUGUGCCGCUGGUGAGCAAAUGUCUCGCCCAGCUCAUCAACAAUCUACUGGAUCGUGGAAUUUCUCAGAGCGAUCAACUGCACAUUAUUGGCUUCAGUCUGGGCGGGCAAGUGGCCGGACAGACGGCAAAUUAUGUGACGGAAAAGCUCCACCACAUAACUGGCUUGGAUCCGGCCAAGCCAGGUUUCAUCACGAAGCCUGAUACAGAACGAUUGGAUGCCUCGGAUGCGAAGCUCGUCGAUGGCAUACACACCGACGUUUUGGCUUUUGGCAUGCUCGGCUCCUUGGGGCAUGUGGAUUUUUAUCCCAACAACGGAGCUUUACAGCCGGGCUGCAUUGAAGAUACGAUAGCUGCUGCUAACUUUAGCAACUGCAAUCAUAAUCGCGCGCCUAUCUACUAUGCCGAGUCCAUAUAUUCGGAGAAAGGAUUUUGGGGACGUCAAUGCAUCGAUGGCAUCGGAAGUCUCUUGGAUCCAUGUUCCGAGGACACCCCAGAGGCUCUAAUGGGCUAUCAUGUGUCGCGCGAUGCACGCGGCGAUUACUAUCUCAGGACAGCGAGUGAUUCUCCUUACGCCUUGGGUCGAGACGGCGAAUAAAAGAAUGCGCUUGAUGGAUAGCUUCAGAAAAUAUUUUAAAUAAAUAAUGUAUGUAUGUAUCAGAGUUUCAAAGCUGUAAGAAAAGCUCUUCAUUCUAAAUGUCAACCAAUUGGAUUUUCAAGAAAAGCAACUAAUAUUUCAGUCUUGAUACAUGGAACCAUUUGUCCGAAUCCACGAUAUUCGACUAAUGAUAAUUGGAUGAGCAUCUAAUAAAGAAAAACACAUUGUGGUCCUGGCUAGUCAAGACCAUUCGAUUAUACAUA
This is a messenger RNA of Scaptodrosophila lebanonensis, 1300 nucleotides long. Its product is annotated as pancreatic triacylglycerol lipase-like. The coding region runs from base 93 to 1037 and encodes 314 amino acids. Gene Ontology annotation, molecular function: lipase activity. NCBI's taxonomy places the organism in Eukaryota, Metazoa, Arthropoda, Insecta, Diptera, Drosophilidae. The record is from RefSeq and is a predicted model, not a curated record. Gene Ontology annotation, biological process: lipid metabolic process. The transcript is spliced from 3 exons.